Molecule: messenger RNA, 1155 nt
Organism: Drosophila takahashii
Lineage: Eukaryota; Metazoa; Arthropoda; Insecta; Diptera; Drosophilidae
Source: RefSeq, a predicted model, not a curated record
AUGCUGACGAAUCGUAGUCGGGCGUACCUGGCUUCGGACCUCACGGGGGAGGUUAAACCCCAAACCGAUUCCGCUACCAUCGAGGAAGGGCCGCGAACACCCAGCCAGGGUGCUCCGGCUCCGAUGGGAACGGAAGGGGCUGCUAAGACCAGCACCCCACUAGACACCAAGAACUACAACCCACACAACAGCGGAACCCAGCCGCGUAACAGCAAGGCAGCCACUGUUACGCAUCAGCAGCGCAAGGCCAAGGUCAGCCGGGGUCGCUUUAUUCUCGGCAAGAUAUCCAAGAAUGAGGCAGAGGGCAAGACUGACCAGCGCGAUGCGGAGGACAAGACUCGAUGCCUUGCGGAGAUCGCAGACUUCGAAGAAUACAUGAGGACGCGCCCGGAGGCCACUGAAACCAACACAAAGAGGGACCGCUCGCACGAGGCAAGCGUCAGCGACGUAGCCAGAGACAGCCUCGCGAUGGCACUGGUGGACGACCUGCACGACGACGGACGCCUGCUGUCGGAGAAGUGGGAGGAGAUCGAGGUCAAGGUGGCCGACAUGAUAGCAGAAAGGCUAUCAGCCGUGCCAGAUGGUCCGAUCCCCUCCUUCGACUCGUCGGACAUGGUCAGGGGGCACCGGGUGAUCAAGUGCGAUGACUCGUUCUCAAGGACCUUCCUGGCGGAAUGCAUAGCCAAGAUUGGAGAUGCAUGGGACGGCCUUAGUAUUAGGCUCGUCCACGCCAAAGAGAUUCCAAGGAGGCCGCGGGCUCGCAUUUGGUUGCCAAAGGAGCAGACUGACCAAGGAAAGGUGCUGUCGCUGCUGAGGGCUCAGAACCCAGAAGUGCACACAGAGGACUGGGCGAUACUUAAAGAAGAGAAGGAGAUGAAGACGAGCCAGCCGUUCCUCUUCCUUAUCAACCAGCGCUGCCUGCCGCAGCUUGAGAAGGCCGACUACACCAUCCGGUACGGUUUACGGAAGGCCAAGAUCAAGGUCUUUCUGGCAGAGCCGGAUGAUGUUCUCGAGGAGGUCGAUGACACCAACAAGCUGUUGGAUGACCUGGUCAUCGACGACAAGACCCCAGACCACACCGGAUCUAGCAGUUGCCAGGUUCGUGGCGGCGGAGGGGUCAUCGAUGGUGAUAGCCUCAUCCUACAUGGCCCAUGA